Molecule: messenger RNA, 1116 nt
Organism: Zygosaccharomyces rouxii
Lineage: Eukaryota; Fungi; Ascomycota; Saccharomycetes; Saccharomycetales; Saccharomycetaceae
Gene: MRL1
Product: Mrl1p
Exons: 1
Coding region: 1-1116 (371 amino acids)
Biological process (GO): vacuolar transport
Source: RefSeq, a predicted model, not a curated record
AUGGCUCUUAAAAUUACCAGAAAGUUUGUAACAAUUCUGUUAGCAGCUUUGGUCUUCCUUACCACUGUGAGAUAUUACGCGACUUGGCCGCAGCAUAUUAAAGAAUCCAAUAUUUCUAAGAAGCAAAUACAUAAUAGAGAGAGGUCUCAGGAUGGUAAUCAUGAAGGUAGAAAUCAGGAAUUAUUCUGUGCGGUAACGAAUCCUACAUCCGGUUCAUACAUUGACUUAUCUCAAUUAUCAUCAACACCUAAUAGGUCGGGCGACAACGACAAGCAAAGUCCAGGGGAUUCAAAGAAAACAAGAUGGUCUGUAAGAGGUUGGGGAUAUGGUGUCAAUUUUACACUAGGAAUUUGUUCAAGCCCUGUUACUGAGAAAGAACGACCCUCAUUGGCUAACACAACUGGUGGAUUUUAUCAGAAUUCUCAAAAUGAAAUAAUUUCCAUUGGUGAUUUUAGCACUAGCCCCACGCUUUUGGGCAAUAAGAAAUUAACAAUGAAAUACGAAAAUGGAUCAAUGUGUGCCAACGGCAGAGAUCGUAAGUCUACCCUACUAAAUUUUGUUUGCGAUAAAGAAAUAGCAUCAGAGGCUCAAAUCUCCUACAUUGGAUCCUUGCACGAUUGUUCGUAUUUUUUCGAAGUGAGAAGUGUGUAUGCAUGUCCAACUUCUAAUACAACUAACGAAGUCAAUGUCUUGGGAAUUUUUAUCGGUAUAUUUGCAGUUUUCUUCAUUGUUGAAUUUGCUGGUAGAAGAUGGCUUUAUGAAAAGGUCAAAAAUCACUUUGAAGCGAAAAGUAAUCAAUUACCUACAAGUUUUAGUCCUGUACGACCUCGUUGGGAUAUAAUAGAAAAUGAAUCGAAUUGGAAGUACGGAUUCAAAAAGAUCGGCCAUCUAACCAGUGCUACAAUAAGGAAAAUUACCUCACUAAUAUUCAAACUAACAAACGGAUCUGGAAGUACAACGAGAGGAGGACCAAUAAGACUAAACUCAUCAUCGAUACCGUCUAACAGGAGUCAAGAUUCCUUCAUAAGAGAUAUGGAACAGCAAAAUAAUAUUAUUGACAGUUUAGAAGUUGUAAGCCGCCAAAGCAGUACGACCAGUCUUGACAGAAGAGAAUAA